AUGUCGGACAUUGAAAAUGAAAUGGAUGCGCGGUUUGAGGUAUAGUAAGUUGUACUUCUUAAACGAUCCUUUUUAUUGUUUUUUUAACCAAAUCUAUUCAAUGUUCAGAAAAUCUCCCACAAAUUUAAAUUUUUGAGUGAAUUCAUUUCCUCAAGAACUUCUUUAUUGUUUCCUUUACAAUUGUUUCAUUAGGAGUUGGCAGAAAUUAUACGGAACGAAAGCAAGCCAGGAACUCGAAAGAAUUCAUCAAAACAUAGAAAUGAUAAAGAGGAAAAGUUCAAGGCACGUACUGAAUAGCUUCAGUUUGGACAAACCGAUCAUAACUUUGUAAGAGCAAAAUUUCAAGCCCCAUAACCCCGUAAAUUUUUUGUGUUUGGCCAAGCCGUAUCUUGCACGCUUCAGCAAACGAAACAGUUGAGACAAAAAGAUGCAUGGAAAAUAAAAAGCGUCAAAGCUAGUCUCUCAUUUUCUGAAGCUGUGUUCUCCUUAGAAGCUCAUUGAUUGGUUCUUUUCCUCUGUUCCAACCCUCGUACUCACUUUUUUACGUUGAUAUUUUAAUUUCCAGGAACCAGAAACACUCAAGGAUACAAGACCUGCUGCAGAAAAUAGAAACGAAGCCAACGAAGACAUUGUAAGAUUCAAAUGAAUGAUGUAUUUCUGCAUCACUACAUGUCUAGUAAAGGAUAAAUUUUGCAGUUGGGCUAUUGGGCAUUUUAAGUUGAAAGACAAGGUCAUUGUGUGUUGAAUAGCACUUUGGAAAUGUUUGGCUGACAGAUUCCGACCCACUUUGCUGCGCAACUUUGUAAAAGCCAACCAAAGAAGACAUGGCGUCCAUAAAACAGUCCCAUAGUACAAUACGACAUCACAUGACCCAGUCUCUCCCUCAGCCACCAAACAGCUAAUAAAUAAAAGGUUUCCUUUCCCCCGCUCCUAAUAUAGGGUCUGCUUAGUACAGGUUUGACUUUAUUUCAUUUUCCUUUUUUUUUAUACCACAGGAAAAUAAAACAAGUUAUGAAACCAAGGACGCAGACGAGGUAUGUCAUCGAAUUACUCUGGCUUAUUGUUCGGAUUAAUACUGCGCAUGGCCAAAUAUGUUAUUUUGCGAUGCGAUUAUUUAUUGCGUUCAGUGUCUUUAAUGGAAUUUACAAUGACAGCCUUUUGGCCGCUCAGCUUGAAAAAUUCGCCAGCGUUUUUGUUAGAUUUCUACUAAUUUAAACAAAACAUCUGUUAUAGCUAAAUGCGAUGGACCUUAAUCGCUUGUCACCUUUGUGGAAUUCUUCAUGGCUCGAGAGAAUAUCCUACGUUAAUGAUAAAAAAUUAUCUGUUUUUUAGAAAACAGCAGACUCUUCGAAUGACGACCCUCCAAGCCAAAAAAAAAUGACAGAGGAAGAAAAUGAAAAAGUAAGUAUGCCGUUUGAUGGAGGCGAAAACACUUACUUGAGCUUGGUGGUAGUUUCUUGGUGUUGGGGACAGAGGCGGAUCCAGGAUUUUUCUUAGGAGGGGGUGCACCACUAACUAACUGAUGACGUAGAAAAUUUUAAAAGCGAACACGAAGAAGAGGGCUUUUGACUAGGAAAUAACAUAAUGUGAACUGCUGAGAAUACAUAUUUAACGAUACAGCAGAGUUUGUAUGACUGUGAAGCGACUGCACAGUGCUAAUUAAUUACAAAGCUGCAGGUCAUCCCGGGAGGGGGUGCGCACCCCCUGCACCCUCCCCCUAGAUCCGCCCCUGGGGGAUGGUGCAAACCAAAUGCUAUCGUAAAAAAAGAUCGAAAAGAGACUGACCCAACCAAAAAAAAAAGACAAAACCUAGCCAACAACGUCUUUCGCAACACCCCAACUUGGCCAAGUCAUUAGUUUGUGACAGAGUCCUAAAUGGACUGUAUUUCUUUGUAGAAUUCGUUCCUCAGCAAGUAUUUGAGUGAAAGUGAAUCAGAAGACGAGGAAAUACUGCAAGAACCUGAGAAAAAGAAAAAUGAAAAGCAAGCAGAAAGGUACAACCGACUUCCGGAGUAGAAACUCAGAUAAAACUGGUACCGUUAGAAAUAACUCCUUUCACAAUAGAUAUCUCAUAAAGCUGCCUAAGUAUUUUAAGAAACAAAACAUUUGACAUCUUUACCUAUAUUUGCCUAAGCACUGGAAGUUAGCUUUAGCUCAAUUUGCUUAUUUGUCACUGGCGUGGUUUGAAACACCUUAGAAUACUCAAAAUCGCUUUGUGCAAAUAGAAGCGUCCUGAGAGUCGAGGCACGAGCCAGGAGGCAAUUAAGGGAAGUUGGGAAAGUUGUUGGCAAGAUAUGUCGGUGAGGUCUUCGAAUCCUGACCUUUUCUAACAAAAAAGCUGUUCAUUUCACUAUACUCAGCGGUAUUCUGUUUAAGACAUAAGAGGCCUCACCAAAUGUCGAACAUUUCAUGAGACGAACCAAACUUAUAAUAGUUAAGUUAAGUUCGUCUGAACGAGUUUGGAUCGUCUAACACGUUCUAUCCGUCUGCUUCAGACCAAGAUAGGACGCACCCUGAGGACGUCUGAACAUCGUCUCCAGGACAAACAUCGAUGUUUACAUGCGACUAACUAAACUAGUAAAUUUAAAAAAUUGUAUAUUUAGCCUCGUGGGGUUUGGGAGAAAAUACUAAAAAAAAAAACUGCUUGUUUACCCACGAAGCACAUAGGAGUGCAUAUGAACUCGUUUAAAGGUGUCCGUGCGUUCCAGAUCGAAUUGGAAUUUAGAAAUGUUGGUUUUGGAGGAGAGGGGGAAACAGGAUUACCGGAGAAAACCUCUCGGAGCAAUGGAGAGAACCAACAACAAACUCAACCCACAUAUGGCGUCGACGGCGGGAGUUGAACCCAGGCCACAUUGGUGGGAGGCGAGCGCUCUCACCACUGCGCCGCCCUUGCUCCCCGCCGUCUGACCCAGCAAACGAUCUUAACUUAAUUUAGGUCGACCCAAAUUAGACCAGACUUUUUUUGACGCGAUUCAUUUCAUUUCAAAUACCUUGGUCAAGGCCGCCAGUCCACAAAGAUACCCUGUUCAAGACGCUAAAUAGUGAAAUUAUGCACCCUGUAUACGACUGGCGACCCCUUUAACAACACUUUCAGGGAUCACAUACAUGUUUAGGCCAAACAUGCAAGACCAUGUGAUGCAAACAAGCGUAUUAAGAGUAUAGAGCGUUUUUACUCACCUGGCCAGCAUCUAUGCAAAUUCAUUGGAACAAAGGAAAGCGUUUACAUAAGAAAAGAGUUCAUCUCCCACAGGAUUGGUUUCGAAAACCAACGUGGACGCCAUUCCACUGUUUUGGACCACCAAUAUGGUCGCCGUGACGUCAUGUGGAUUAAAUUUGUCUCCAUCAACUUUUUUUCUUGUUUUAGCAGGAAGCCUGAUAAAAAGAAAGUAAAAAAGAAAACUAAGAACUCAAAACCACCAACUCAACGAAAGCCUUCUCAAAGGUGGAAAAACUUAAGACUUGUUGUUGGAGAUGACAGGUAUGAACACUUUUAAAGAUAAUUCCAAAUUGUCAGAUUUAGCCUUGCCCGCGUAGGCCUGUACUUCCAGACCCUGAUACAAUGAAAGAGACUGAUCAAUAAAGUACCGUAUAACAUUAGUACUGGUAACCUGUUAUACACUAUUGCAGUGAAGAUGAGGAGAAACAAGUCAUAAAACCUCCACUUAAAGUAAAGCCAACUCGCAAGGAAAGGUAACGUGCGUGCUUUGUCGAAAGGUUUACAAAGAAAUUGGGCAUAUUAGUCUGUUCAUAACCUUUUAUUUGCUCUUAACAGAUCGGCAAGCUAGUGUUCCAAAAUAAACACCAUGGAGGCGGAAGAGGGUAGAUGGGGGAGGGGGGGUACGCUGGUGACCUCUAGGGGAUAGGUUAACAUAGUAUCUAAAACUGCAUGUUUAAGUCAAAAUAACCGCCAUCUACAUGAUUCUUCAGUAAAACCCUCAGAUCCAUACAGUGAAAAGUUCAAGAAGUGAUAUAUCAAUAAAAGUUGAGUUGAUUUUAAUUACAGGCUGAACCCACGGUAUGUUUAACCGCACAUUCAAUAUUCUAACUGCUCUGAUGAUAUUGUUGCGUUUUACAUAUAGUCAAAAUAACAGGCAAAACCUACACAGACGGUCAACAGUCUCCAGAAUUCCAACCGCUCAGGCAGAGAGCUCGACAGAGAGCGAGGAGGAAGAUGACCGAGUGCUAGACGGCAAAGUGGUGAGCCAGCUAUAGAUAAGACCAGCAUUAAUCACUUUUCGGUGGAGCUUACUUACGUGCGCUCGAGCGUAGCCUUUAAAGUAAAAAGAUAUCUUCAAUCGGCUAAUUUCUAAUAGCAUAGACUAAUCGAGGUAAUAUGGUUAUCUAUCCCUUCGACAAAUAUUGGGAGUCACGUGACUGUACGUCCGCCCGCCCGCCAAAGUUUGUCGUUUGAAGUCUAUUAUAAAUCAAUCAACGGGCGCUUCACUUUCAACUUUAAGUAUAGUACUUGCCUCGAAUUUUAAGACUGCUAUUUGCCAUUGGAAAGGCAAUAGGUAUAUACAUAUAUGAGAAUAUUAUUGAGACCUAUUACAAAUAAAAAUUUUUUAAAGAAGUGUUGUAUAUAGAAAAAUGUAUUAGGGUGCACUUGACUUAGUAAGGCGCUCAGGUACAAAACAUGAGUUAAAAGAAGAAUGGGUGCGCAAAGAGUUGAAUGAAAUCUAACAAGGUCAGACCGACGUUGCCAAUUCCUUUUGGGCCUUUUGGCGAAAACUGCUCAAAAGAAAACGUAACAUGGAUAAGUGAUGAUUACUUCCUUGGAGUGAACUGAUGAUUUUAUUUCUGGUUUAUGCAGAGUGUCGCUGACCUUCCUUCGGAGUACUGGCAAAUACAAAGGCUCAUCAAGUUUUUGAAGGUGAGAGUCUCGGUUGAAACAAUGAAUACGGGAACUGAUUGACAACUAGAAGCAAGAAAAGCCACAAACAGGGGAAAACAGUACGGCAUAAUGGCGUGAAAGUGGCGCGUGAAGAAAGACUGCUGGCUUCUUCAUGGUCGUACGGAUGUUGGAGACGAGUGCUGAGCGAAAGGGUCAUGGGAAGGCAAAAUUCCCCUCUUCGGAUCCCUCCCUUCGCUCUCGCUUUCCUGAAUAGAUGACUAAAUAUCCCCGGAUAAGCGAUCUACUGGGAAUAAAGCAGUGGCAAGAGUAACUCGAAAGCCCCACUCAAUUUAAAUCUGUUUAAAUCCUGUUUUUCUAGAUUGGUAACCAAGUCGCCACGGUGAUUACACUGUGUUCUCUGACUGACUUUAACUUAACUCAGGAGAUGACACAGAUGGCCAUAAGAGAUGUUAAUGGACUAGCAGUUCUUGUCAAUAUUCUUAGAACUGAUCACAUUAAUUGCCAGGUAAAGAAAGAGGGACUUCCUCGAACAGGCUUCAAGGUGGGGCUCCUCCCGAAGAGGUUUUCACUCAAGCACUUUGGGAAGGGGGGGGGGGGGGGGGAAUACACGAGAUGAGGUAUAGACAAGGGCAAAAAAACCCCUCCCAUUUAGGCAUUCAAUGAGGACCUUUCAAGGUGUCUGGAAUAACCCCCCCACCCCCUAAACGCUGAUCAGUUCAGGCUAGUUUCUCAACGCUUUCUCAGGGCAGAAAAGGUAUACAACAUUGUCAAGCUGUAGGAAAAAGAAAAGAUUACCACUUCUGUGGAAGGGAUAUAAAAGGGCUAACGUCAGGAGAAAUUGUUAUAUAGAGAAGUGUGGACAGUGGCCUUUGAUGGAGUACAUCCGCGCAACAAUUUGCUGUCUACCCCGCCGCGCCCCUUCCCCCGAUGACCAGAUACUUCCAUGGUUUGCUUGGUUAUGUCUCCCUACAUUUUAGUAAUAUAACCAUCAUUCAUAUAAUACCUAUACCCCGCCCCCCCCCCCUGAUGACCGGAUACUUCCAUCGUUUGCUUGGUUAUGUCUCCCUACAUUUUACUAAUAUAACCUAGUAUCAUCUAUCAUCUAUAUAAUAAAAAAAUAUCUGUGCUGAGACUUUACAGGUAAGUAGUUAAUGCUUAUUUCCUCUUAUCAAAGUCCCGGCAGACUGUUUUAAAGACAUCGCGAUUGUCAAUAAGCACGUAGUCCACAGUGGAGGUCGAGAAUAAAACAACUGAGUGUUUAUUAGGGUCUAAUUCAGCUCUUUUGUUUUUGCUCAAUAGAUUGGUGCGUUAAAGGUUCUUCGACAGUUAACAUUAAACAGUAAAUACAACAGGCGAGCAGUAAUUAACAUAGGAGGUAAUUAUAAUUUACAGUCUCGGUCUUGAUAUUUCCCUUCCUGCCUCCAAUUUCCCUCCCAUAAUUUCAUACCUUCCUUCAGGGACGAGAUUGAUCCUUCCCGUCCUUUCUUCCUUUAAUUUUCCUCCCUUUCUCCUUUUCUUCUUCUUCAGUCCUUUCCUUUUCCAAAACUGUCUUCCUUUUUUCUCAGCCCCUUUCGUGUUUAUUUUUCCAUCCUUCCCUUCAUUCACUUUCAUCUUUCCUUAAAUUUCCCUUCUUCCUACCCGUUCUCCCAUAUCCCGCAGUUUUCCUUAUACUGUCGAACCUCCCGUAAGUGACCGCCCAAAAUGCAAAGACUUGGUGGUCGUUUACCGGAGGUGGUCGCUUACAAGAAUCGAACCACGGGGAGCCUCUUCUGAGAAGAGGUCCGGGUACAUCAAUUUUAUGGAAGAUAAUUUAUUGCAUGCAAUUUGUAAGUUACGCCAUGUGUAGUUCCAUUUUGUUACUAAAAUUCUUCGUAUAUUCAAAGUAGCACAGAGCGCACAGCGAACAUAGAGAUCAGAGAAUACGUCAAUUUGUCGCUUACAAGAGGUUAAAAACCAUAGGAAAUCAUUAACCUUUCAGGCCCAAAAAGUGGUCGCGGUCGUUUACAGAAGGUGGUCGUUUACUAGAAGUUCAACUGUAAGGCUUUUACAGGGAAAGUUUCGGUGUUUUGGAUAGGCGGUCGCUUAUGGUAGGUGGUCGCUUACUAGAAGUGGUAGCACAUGGAGGUUCGACUGCAUUCUUCUCCUCCGCUCCACACUCCUUCCUUCCUUCCUUUUAUUGCAUGCCGUAGUAUAAUAUCUAAUUCGAAUUUCAUCACUUUUAAGUUGUCCAGAUUUUGAUUGAUCUCAUCGACGAUGCUCGUGCACAGGGAGUCCAAGGUUUAGCUGCAGCUAAUCUGUCGAACAUGGCCAAGUCGAGUUUGGGACGAAACAUUCUAAAGCGACAUGACGGGAUACAAAAACUCGUGAGUAUUCGAGGAUAUGGGAAACCUUUUGCCAGAAAUUUUCCUAACGGAAGGUUUUAAAAAGAUUUAUGUUAUCUUUUACACACGCGUUUAUUCUUCCCGACCGAGUCUUCCGAGGGCUGUCCAAUAUACCCCUCCUGUAAUAAAGGUCCGUAUAAAACAUGUUGCGAUCCAUGCUCGUAUGGACCGAGAAAUUCUGUUAGAGCGUGCUUUUUGUGCUUUAUUGGUUAUAGAACAAGGAAUAUUACAUUUGGAACGUGCUUCGUUCGCUUUAUAUAACGAGGAAUUUACGAUCCGUAUCAAUCAAGCACUCUAUAUAGACCGCACGAACCGUAACAAAUUGUGCCCUGAUGUAAUGAUGCAUGGGAUGCACGCUUCGCAGGUGCUCAGAAUAUGGACUGGUAGCAAUGCUGAGAGUUUGUACAAAGCGUACGAUCCGUGGUCAACGCGGCUUUUAACGGUCCAUGACAGUGCGGCAGUACAGUAUUAGACAUGACUGGAGUAUUCAACAGCUUCAGUAGAUUUUGCUUAGGGCCCCUUACACACAUGUAACCGAUGAAUUUUCAUCAGCACCCUGUUUCUGUUUCUUUCUUUCUUUUUUUGUUGUAGGUGGAUUUACUAAACUACGAAGAUGGAAAGGGACGCCGCCCAGACAACCAGUCACCAGGCCAAGACGGGGCAAAACUAGAAGUUGCGCGUAAUGCCGCGCUUGCGCUGUGGAGUUGCAGUAAGAGCACGCGCAGUAGGUAUGUGACGUAACUAGCCAUUACCAUUUUUGGGUAUCAGUUUGGUGCGUUGUGAUUGGUUUAGGCCAAAACCAAAACGAAGUAAAUCUGGUCGAGCGAUACUGAGUGUUGCACUUUAAGUUCGUCAGUAUCUUCUAUCACACUACCAGUAGUCGAUCAUUUUAGCGACACCCACAACGACAUAGCGCCGAUAAUAUUUAGCAAUUGUCUUCCUUUCAGUUCCGGUGACAUUUUGUCUGACAUCGCCGUCGUGGUUUCAUAGCAUUCUCUUUACUAUUUUCGCACGACAACGAGUGAUUAAACCGGAGAGACAAAAGCCGAUUAUCCUUGUUAUUCUAACUGCAAUCAGUAGCCCUUAUCUUUACCGAGACUGCGGCAAGCAUCUUAUUUUUAUUUUGAGUCACAGUAGAUCGAGAGCACGCGUCAGGGCAAGCCGCAAAGCAGCGAGGAACGAAGGCAGAAGCCCAUCCAUAAUUUUACUUUUUCACUCGGCACGCUUGGCUCUGAAGAAAGAGUGGCGACCGCUCGCGAUCACCCAAACUGUUAGGCUCGAUUACCAGCCGCUGUUCGGGAAAAUGAGCCCGCACUCAUCCCCCGAAAUUAUAUUUGACGGAGGAACAUUGAAUACACUGGAAAUUCUGUCUGGUAAAUCAGAAACUCUUCCAUUUAAUUUGGUCCGCGUCCAAGAAUCAGUCAGUUCGGAUCCACAAGAGACGCAACUAAUAGAAAAUUAACUCCAUGUCGCCGUGUACAGAAAUGUACCGAAGAAUAUUUUUCGCAAUGUAUGGAAAUGUACCGAAACAGCGAUUUCGAAAGUCAUUUGGGUGAGUAAGGGAGCGCUUGAUGCAAUUUGGAGCCAAAUAAACAAGAAAUUCACUUCCAGUGACAUCGGAGACACCUAAAUUAUCAAUGUUCCAAUUGCGUCACAGACAAGGUCAACGGGUCAUGCGUCCAGCCCUCUCUCUUCGGGGAGGAUCAAAGACCGGACCCGGGAGACGGCCGAAAUCGAGCCUACCAAACUGUCUAAGAUGCACAAUGUAGAAAUGUAUUGUACUCUUAUAUGAAGAUCUCGAAUUGCUUCUGAUAUAGGUCAGCAAUUUACAAGGCUGGCAGCGUGCCUUUACUCGCUAAACUCAUCAAGCUGGACAAAGAGGAAUUUCUUAUUCCCAUAGUAGGCCUAGCACAAGAGUGCGCUGUGGAGGUAAAUUAAGUAAAUGCACUGUGGAGUAGUUCCAAGACAGCCCUGUCUGAAAGUUUGGUGUUUCGCUGGGUUAAAUGCUUAAGUCUGACACAAAGAAAAACUUCCUGCUGUUAUUUUUCACGCCAGGGAGGUCAGCGUUAAUUGUUCUCGUUUCUAGCUUUGGCUUCCUUUAGAUAUCAUGUGACCCGAGUUAGUAAAGGCAGAUAUAUAACAAUUUAACACGUAUUUCUUCAAAUACCCUACUUGCAUACGCAGUUACUUAGAAAUGGCAUCGUAUUGUUAAAAAAAACAUAGUAUAUAAGGAAGCAGAUGACGAUAAAAAGCCAAGUGGGCGUGGUGAGGCGGGGGGAUUGAUACCCGAGCUACAUUGUAUCACUCGCUCUUUUUCUUCUAUAGUCUCGUUUCAGGGAAGCUUUUUACAAGGAGAAUAUAAUAACAGCUAUUGUUCGUCGGCUGCAAACAGAUAAUGAAGAGCUCCAAGGUUACUGUGCCAAUGCAAUAUUUAAGGUGAGUUGGUGACCACUACAUUGACUGAGUCAGGUUUGCCCACUACUCUCCCCUCCCCUCCCCUAUAACAAUAGUGAUAUAGUGAUUCUAAACGAGAAAAUUGCCCCAACACUUUUUCGGCCAUGUGGAAGACUCACUGGAGAUUUUCCUACACUAUUUUAGAAUUAUUUUUCGUGCUCAAUUCAUAUAUUCUCAUGACUUUUUUCUUAAGUAACCAAUCAUAUCAUAGAGGGAUAUUAGAUGCUGAUCACGACAAAUCACGACUAGGGCUCAAAGGGUUGCAAGAAGAUAAUGUUAGGCCCGUGUCGAUAAUUUUCCCGCCUUUUUAUGGCAGUGUGCAGAGGACGAAGGCACGAGGAAAGCUGUGUAUGACUGCGCAGGACUGGACACACUCGUUUCACUCCUCUCCCGCCAAGAUAACAAGAAGCUGUUGGCCGCAGUGACAGGAGCUAUUUGGAAAUGUGCAAUAAGUGAAUACAACGUAAAAAGGUAUUGAUGCUGUACUGAUACACUGGAAGGGGCCAAGCGAGAACAAAAGGGCGCAUAUUAUUGAGGACUUGAACUGGUGUUUUCUCACGUUAAGCGGGCCUUCGAGAAUAGCAUGUCUACAGGCAAAACGACUUAUUUAUGUCAGAACUUGAAUUAGUAAACCGAAUUCCACUAGAGAGGUAACCAGAUGUCUGCCUUCAUUCUCUUAUUCUCUUGCAGUGGAUCCAUUACCGCGCUUAAACGGAAAAAAUUAAUAUCAUUACAAUAGUUUAGAUAAGAUUUAACUUUCAGAGCACCAAGUGUAAAUUUGGCUAGAGCUGAAUUUCAAAGAAAUGCAAAGUCUUCGUCACCACCCGCUUGCUGGAGGAAAUAAGUUGAUUUUGGGCGGUUCUCAUGUUCCGUCCAGGUGGGACGGAUGUACCUGUAGGAACCCACUUUUUCUUUCCUUUCUCUUAUUCUCUUUCGUUUUCAUUUCCAUGUUCAGUAUUUCGCUUAUUUAUGCGUAGUCUUGAACGUUAUUUCAUAAGCUGAAGACUAACCGUUAUUCUCUCACUCAGACUGAUGGAAGUCAACGUUGUGGAGACACUUGUUAAACUUCUUCAAGCAGAAGAAGAAACAGAGGAACUUCCGGAACAGGUUAGUUGCGCAGAUUGUCCAAAGUCACUCUUAACUACCUUGACUCUAAUGUUAACAAAAUAGAAAUUCAAAACGUAAUUACCUUCUUAUUCUUAAAAGCUUUCAAACGAUAUAUUGUAAGAUGAUGCUACAGAAAAGUCAUACUCCCUUUUAAACUUGUUUUUUGAUUUAACUAUCGUGCGCUGUACCUGCACAAUCUCCAGUUUUAACCAGAAAUCCUUGGCAUGGUUUGCAUCUCCCCUAGACUUCCGCUAUGUUCAUUGCCUCCUAUGACCUGUAUCUCCUAUUGUUAUGGGGGUUAGAAGUAUUGCACUGCUUCCUAAUCUAUCAUUUGGUAAAACUAGCGAUAACACUUGUAAGUUGUAAUAGUUUACUCGUUCCCUUCUCAUACGCGCCAUUUGACUUUUAAUCGUUCUCAUAACCCGAUUAAGGUUCAACUUCAUAUUGUCGGGGCCAUCGCUGAACUUGCCAAAGAUCCCAGAGCUCCACUGGAAAUGUUACGAUGCAAAGGUUGCAGGACUUUAGUUGACAUUCUCAACAUACCAAAUGAGGAACUCACCAGUGCAGCGGCAAGAGCUAUUGCCGCAUGCGCGGUAGAAGUUGGCUGUCGAUCGUAAGUGGCGAUGGUGCUAUUCGUAUUUGUUUCAGUAAAAUUAUUUCUUGGUGUUAUCUUUUUAAAAGGAUGAUGUUGUAUUGUUCAGGCCCUGAUCUAUGGUUUCACCGUUCCACAGAAAAGACUCAGAUAAAUUUUCAAUCUUUGGAAAUAAAAAUUUCUAUAUAAUAGCCCAAGCACUCAAACUCUUGGGUUACAAUCGAUUCAAAGAAAGUUACCAAUUUUUUGGAAAUUAGCCUUUUUCCAUGGAAAAUAGUCACAUUUACAAAAUGUAGCACGAAACAGGUUUGUUAAGUAAAACAAAAGCAAUUUCCAUGUUUAAUGUUACAUCGCACAGCUUUUAAACUUACAAGUGUCUUUUGAUCUGGACUAGCUCAGUUACAUCUAAGUAUACUUUAUUUCAGAGUAUACAAUAGAUUGGAAGGACUAAGACUUCUGUGGUCCCUAAUGAAGUCAAGAAACAACAAGGCGAGUAGUAUAUAUUGACGAUAUAUAUUGACGAUAUAUUGUGCUAAAAUGACAUUAAGUUACUUUUCGCAAACGGUCACAUAGUGCUGAUUUGUCAGGUCAGUCCCUUUAAUACUAGUAGAUUAUUACAGCAGUUUAAAGAAAACUAAAGGUUUUGCUUGAUGCUGCUGGUUUUUCAGGUAGUUUCCGUUGCAGCGUGGGCAGUGUACAGACUAAUGCAGGACACACCGGUACGGUAUACAUGAAAUUCGAAACAUAUGCACAGAUGUGAUUAUUGCAUAGUGCGCGAUUUUGCCCAAGAAACUAUUUUGACUUGCAUUUAAACCUUGUUAUAAUGCGAUUAGACUUAACAAGAAAGUUUUAUCUUGGAAAUGCAAUCGUCCAAAAAAUUAAAUCGAGGAGAGUUUCAGAGUUUCCGGUUCAUUAGCUACGUGAGGUCGCGUGCGGAAACGUUUACUUAAACACAACGUUCAUUUACAUCCCUUCUCGCUUACAUCAGGGUUAAAUGGAUUUCUGUAAUGAGAUCAAAUUCAAAUUUAUCUGUAGGAGGCCUGGGAAACAGCCCGAUCUUUUGUUGGAGGACUAGAUCUGAGUGUUCGUCUGCUUAAGUCACAUGACUUGGAGGUAAGUUGCAACUGUUCACUGAAAAAAGUUGCUAAACUGAAGACAACUAAGAGAACUGAAGUGGUUAUCCCUGCAUCCUUCCAUUAAAUUCGUCAUUGUAUUCGAAUAGAAACCAUUACAGCCACUGAAAUAAUUUGCUUCUGCUACCAUUUUACGUUGCGCAUCGAGAAGGUACUAUAUAUCUUUUCAACUAUUUCAGGUUCUUACAAGCGCAUGCGCAGUGAUAUCUAUCGUGGCCUGUGAUCGAGAGAACCUUGGCGUCAUCACAGAUUAUGGCGUUGUUCCUCACUUGGCUCAUCUUACGCAUAUGGUAAGAAGAUAAUCCGCUGUACUAAUUUAAAACUGCUGGAGCAGCAUAUUCUUAGAGAUAAAUAAAGGGUUUGUUUACUUUUAGCGAUUAGUAUGGUUUUAAUCAUCAAUAGACUUACAUCAGCAUUAAGAUUUCAUCGUUGGCAUUUCAUACUUCACAUAAUUAUCACCACCAUUAUCAUCGUCAUCGUUAUCGUCAUAAUCAUAACCCCUAUACCAUCAGUACCUCUCCUUUACCAUCGCCAAUCGCCAUAACUAUAAGCUUUAAAAGCUGAAAAAGCUGUAGUCAUUACUAGUUGUCGUCGUUUUCGUAAUUGUUCUUAUUGUUGUUGCGUCAUCAGGGAUUUCGACACCCUCAUUAUAUACUCCCGGCUACUGUCAGGAGCCCAUAACCCGGAGCGUGCGACUCCCAUGUCACGGCGUGUUUACGGACCAGUAUAUAUUUAGACACAUUUUAGGGUACUGUUUCCCGCGAAAAUAGAAUCUCUACCAUGUCUAUGGGCGCAUUGGAAGCAUAUCAAAAAAGAUAUCAAAAAGGAAAACGGAACGUUAUUAAAAGGCAAAAAUACAUUAAUAAGGUUUGUAGGUUUUGCUGAAUAGUGUAUGGAGUUUAAAAAAUGUUCAAAAUCUGCACCAAAACCGUUCUAAAAAUAAACUGGUCCGAGAAAACGCUGUGACACAAGCGCAAGGAAGUUGUUCACUCCUUGUUAUGGGUUCCUGCUACUGUAUAUUCCUGAAAGCUAUGUUAUCGGCUAUAGUACAUGUAUGCGAAGAUUGUUUGCCCAGAAAUGCAAGGUUUCUAAUGAUUUUCUGUAUAGCGUGCACAUGCAAUGAUCGUUUUCACUUGAACGCGUGACAUCAAUAACAUUUCUAUCAUCAGAGUCCUUUUUGUUUCAUUUUUUUAGACUGACAUACGUCUAAGGCGUCACUUGGCUGAAGCUAUCGCUAUGUGCAGCAAAUGGGGCAACAAUGCCAAGCGCUUCUGUGAUGAAGGUGCUGUCAAGCCUAUGGUAGAGUACCUGGGAUCACAUGACAUCAUUGUGCAGCGGUCAGCAAUGCGGGCUCUUGAACAACUAGGCAAGAAUCCGGAAAGCUGUAUCAUAAUGCACCGGAGUGGAGUCGUCAAGGUAACGAGCCUCUUUCGAAAGUAUCAUGACUUUUCCCUUGCUGAAUCAAUAUUUACAAAGCACAUGCUUUCUCUGACCGCUACGGCUUAAGGCAAAGCAAAGGUCUAAAAAGGGUCCAGACAGAUUUGAACACGGGUAGUAAAAGGCGCAACACAGCUUUUAAACUCGUUUUAUAAACCAAGUUGAACGUUUCUGUUGCCCUUUUUGCUGUAGCGUUACCAAGACCAAUUGCAUGAUCCUGUUUUGAUUUGCAGCUCUUGUUGGAGAUGGUUGGUUCUGAUGAUGCUGGACUACAGGAGGCUGCAGCUGGAUGUUUGUUAAACAUGCGACAGCUAGCAAUGGCCAACGAACGAGCGAGACAAGAGAAGGAAUCCCGGAACAGUGACUCGGAAGCUAACUGAUAUUCUUUAGCAACAAAAACAAUUAGCUAUAGUGGAUUUGAGUGUCUUAAAAUUUGAUUCGCCCGAGGAUUACUUGAGUUAUCAAAAAUCAUUUGCACUUAAACCGUGACAAGACCUUUUUGGAAUAAUGUCACAGGUUUCCCGGUUUCAGUUGAUUUGAUGGAAGCCUCUGGCGUUUUAGAAACAAAUAAAUGUUUAGGUCUUAACAAGGAAAGAAGGAGAUAUUUUAUUUAGUCAUUGUCUACCCUUGGCUAGGUUUUGUAUAUAUCUGUAGUUGCAAACACAACAAUUUAGAACUAUCUGUUGCAGAAUAU
Molecule: messenger RNA, 14650 nt
Organism: Porites lobata
Lineage: Eukaryota; Metazoa; Cnidaria; Anthozoa; Scleractinia; Poritidae
Source: the annotation of a GenBank genome assembly